CUGCAUUUUUUAGUGAAUAUUGACAAUCAUAUUGGAUCUUGUGGAUUUUUCCCCAUUUACCCGUACAUUACUGGGCUUUAUCCAAUCCGAUUGAUAAAAGUUGACCAUGAAACCGGAGAGCUUGUUCGGGAUGCGAACGGACUGUGCAUCCCAUGCUGCCCAGGUGAACUUGGUGAAAUGGUUGGUGUGAUCAAGAACAAAGAUGUGCUCUUGAAGUUUGAAGGCUAUGUGAACAAAGGUGAUACACAGAAGAAAAUCUAUCGUGAUGUGUUCGAGCAUGGCGAUCAGGUGAGGGAUUCAGCUACUCAUUAUCAAUGUACAGGCAAACCUGGGCUUUUCAUAUGAAA
Messenger RNA from Cylicostephanus goldi, 347 nucleotides. The record is from the annotation of a GenBank genome assembly. Lineage: Eukaryota; Metazoa; Nematoda; Chromadorea; Rhabditida; Strongylidae.